Molecule: messenger RNA, 1428 nt
Organism: Metopolophium dirhodum (rose-grain aphid)
Lineage: Eukaryota; Metazoa; Arthropoda; Insecta; Hemiptera; Aphididae
Product: phosphopantothenoylcysteine decarboxylase-like
Exons: 4
Coding region: 4-597 (197 amino acids)
Biological process (GO): coenzyme A biosynthetic process; isopentenyl diphosphate biosynthetic process, mevalonate pathway; cholesterol biosynthetic process
Cellular component (GO): phosphopantothenoylcysteine decarboxylase complex; cytoplasm
Molecular function (GO): phosphopantothenoylcysteine decarboxylase activity; phosphomevalonate kinase activity; FMN binding
Source: RefSeq, a predicted model, not a curated record
AUCAUGUCUGGAGCUGCAGUGGCCGAGCGUCAACGCCCCAAGGCCGUGUACGUGUUCAGCGGCAAGCGGAAAUGCGGAAAGGAUUACAUAACGGACGCGAUCCACAAAAGAAUUGGAUCAGAAAAAUGUGUGAUAAUUCGUCUUUCGGGCCCCAUAAAAAAGCACUGGGCCCAAACUAAAUCACUUCAAUUGGAUGAGCUUCUCAGUGAUGGUGAAAUGAAGGAACAACACAGAAAGUCAAUGAUUGAAUGGAGUGAAAAUGUACGCACAAAUGAUAAUGGUUAUUUUUGUCGUAUGGCAAUAGAUAUGUAUGAUCAAAACCAUUCAAAAGAUAUAUGGAUUGUGAGUGAUGCUAGAAGAAAGACUGAUAUUGCAUGGUUCAAAUCAAAUUAUGAUAAUUUAAAACUGAUUAGAAUCACUGCAGAUGAAUGCACAAGAAAAGAAAGAGGAUGGAACUUUAUACAGGGAGUUGACGAUGCAACAUCAGAAUGUGAUUUGGAUGACCAUUUAGAAUGGGAUUGGAUUGUUGAAAACAAUAAAUUUAAUGAUUGCAAUGACUUUGUAAAUGAAAUUGUGAACCAUGUACUAACGGUUUGAUGAUAUUUAUUUUAUAUACUUAAAUAGAUUCAAUAUAUUAUAUACAAUAUACAUACAUUCUAUGCACUGGUUUAUGUAUUUAUCAAGCUCACUUAUAUUAAAUAAAUUUACUUAAACUAAUUAAUAUAUUUUUACAAUGCAUAAAUAAACGAAUUUACUAUAAUUAUUGUUUCAUUAAUAUAGAACUGUACCUAAUACAAAUUGUAUUUAAAUAAAAGUUUAUUGCUCAAUACUAUAUAUUGUAUAAAUACUAAAUACAAAUAUACAAUACUAUUUAAUACUACAAACUUCAAGUAUCUUACUGUCCUUGUUAAAUUUGCAGUGCAAUGCUAUUAUCCUAACCAUCGAUAAAUUGACAUGAAGCUUUAAAAGUAAUAUCAUUAAAAUAUGUUCAUAAAGAAGAUAAAUCAAUGAGCAAUUUUUGUGGAACUGAACUCUCAUAGUCAACCACAAAAUCACAGAAUGCCUCCAAUACGCAGACAAACUCAACAUACCCAACACCCUAGACGCAGCACUUGGACCUGACGCAGAGACCACCACACAAAUUUUAAAGCAAAAUUGUAUAACCUAAUUAAAAAAAAAAAAAAAUAAUUGUAACUAAUGAGUAAUGGCCAAUGUUGCUGAACUGCUGAAGAUAAUUAAGAACAAAAAAAAAAAAAUAGAAAACGAGUCAUAUGUACCUAGCUAAUAGAUAAAAUUAAAUCUUAUCAGGGACAACUGCAAUCUUAUUGUCUUACGGACCAAUUGUUAAAAAAAAAAAAAACAGUUUUUCUUUAUGAUAGAGGUAAAAAAACUUGUUGAGAACCUCCUAUUAAAAUUUCUAAUGUUACC